This is a messenger RNA of Ectocarpus siliculosus, 1409 nucleotides long. The record is from the annotation of a GenBank genome assembly. NCBI's taxonomy places the organism in Eukaryota, Phaeophyceae, Ectocarpales, Ectocarpaceae.
CUAUGGUACAGUGUGCAACGACGAGAGUUUUCAGCGAGGGAUACAGCAGCAGCAGCGGUGUGUUUCUAGCCGCAGCAGCCGGCUUGCUCUCGACCUCGGCAGCAUCAUCAGCGGCGGCGGCAACCCUUUUCGUAGCCGCACCCUACAGCAGUGCGAGCAGCGCUUGUCUCUCCUCCGCCGCUGUCAACUCGUGUUGCAGCUGGAGAAGCAGGUUCCUUAGAACUUAUCCCUUGCACCGCCGGGCUCGUACUCCUAGUACAUCGCGUUGCCUGUGGCAAAGCCUACGGAGUGCAGCGAUGGCAACGGAAACAGGAUACGCCGAGGAAGUAGCAACGCCAGGGGCGGCGCCGCCUGAACUGGUAGCUGGGGCAAGCGAUUUCGAGACGUUCUUUGGGGCAUACAGGAUCCGACCCAGGCGCGAGUCGGAGAGCCUGAUGGACGCCAGCUGGCAGGAUGUGUUGGUGCUUGACGGGCAGCAAGAAGGAGAAGAGGAGAGGGCACGACACGCUGCUACUCUUGCCGCUGCUGCGGUCAACGGCGACGGCACUCACGCUCAUGCUGGCGCGGACAACAGAGUUCUGAUCGUCGAGGACUUGGAAGCAGACGGCGACGUUCUCGGCUUCUUUGGAGCACUGGACUCGCCCACCGCCACCGGCCCGACUCUCGAUACCUACAUCUGUGUGCGCACCGGGCGCGAGGUAGACCGACCAACGACCAGGCUUCUCACCAGAGCCCUACACGGCUGGCUCAGCGGUCCGGCGGCGGCAGCUGCAGCGACGCGUCGAGAUCGGCUCGGAGCCCUAGCGGGCACGGAAGAGGCAGGGCGGCCAGCAAACGAGGAGGAGGAGGGGGAGCUAGUCGACUGGGUUGACACGAGAGGGAGGGUUAUCUGCGCGCUGCCCAGGCCGGUGGUGCACUCUAACAAUGUGCUUCAUCGCGGGGCUGGGGUUAUGAUCAGGGACGCAAAGGGAGAGGUUUACUGCCAUCGUCGAACGUCAACAAAGAGGGUGUUCCCUUCCAUGUACGACAUGUUCAUCGGCGGGGUGUCGGGCACCAUGGAGCCGCCGCUGACCACCGCGCUUCGAGAGCUCGGCGAGGAGCUUGGGCUAGGCCCCUACGGCAACAGCGGCAGCUCCCCUGAGAAUCAAGGGGACGACGGUCUGAAGACUACCUCCAUGCGGUAUCGGGGGGAGUGCCUGGUUCAGACGGGCCACAAUCGCUGCUUCGUGUCUGUGUUCGACUACCGCGUAGUCGCCGGGGAGACGGUGAAGUGGCAGGAGGACGAGGUGGAGUGGGGGAGCUACGUGCCGUGGGAGGAGGUUGUGUCCAAGGUAUCCGAGGGGGAAUGGGAGUUUGUUCCAGAUGGACUGCAGGUUUGGCAACACUACCUCGAUUGGGAAGCGGCGUGA